Messenger RNA from Chaetomium globosum CBS 148.51, 1734 nucleotides. RefSeq lists its product as uncharacterized. The transcript has 7 exons. The record is from RefSeq and is a predicted model, not a curated record. Gene Ontology annotation, molecular function: alpha-amylase activity. Gene Ontology annotation, biological process: oligosaccharide catabolic process. NCBI's taxonomy places the organism in Eukaryota, Fungi, Ascomycota, Sordariomycetes, Sordariales, Chaetomiaceae. Bases 1 to 1734 code for a protein of 577 amino acids.
AUGGCGGCAUUAUCGUCGAGACCGUGGUGGAAGGACGCAGUAUGCUAUCAGAUCUACCCCGCCUCUUUUAAGGAUUCCAAUGGAGAUGGGCUAGGAGACAUUCCGGGUAUCUUGAGCAAGAUCGACUACUUGAAAGACCUCGGUUUGACAGCCCCCAGGCUCAAGGUUGACAUGGGGUACGACAUUUCAGACUAUGAGAAAGUAUAUCCCCCGUACGGCUCAGUCAAAGAUGUUGAAGAUCUCAUCGAAGCCUGCCAUAAGAGGGGCAUGAAGCUGAUUUUGGAUCUCGUUAUCAAUCAUACAUCUGACCAACACACCUGGUUCAAAGAAUCGAGGUCGUCCAAGGACAACGCAAAGCGUGACUGGUAUAUCUGGAAGCCUCCCCGGUAUGCAGAGGACGGUACCCGCCUGCCGCCGACCAACUGGCGGAGCUACUUCUCUGGGCCGACGUGGGAGUACGAUGAGCACACUGGCGAGUACUACUUGCACUUGUUCGCCAAGGAGCAACCGGACCUCAACUGGGAGAACGAGGAGACUCGAAAGGCUAUCUAUGAUAGCGCCAUGCGUUUCUGGCUUGAUAAAGGAGUCGAUGGUUUUCGGGUAGACACGGUAAACAUGUACUCCAAAGGCGUCGAAUUCAAGGAUGCCCCCAUCGUCGAUGACAGAUUUUACGAGCAACCAGCAUGGCUGUACUACGCCAACGGCCCGAGGAUGCAUGAGUUCCUCCGAGAGAUGAACCGAAACGUGCUCAACAACUACGACGCCGUGACCGUAGGCGAAUUGCCGCACACGCCUGACCCCAAAAAGGUCUUGGAGUACGUUGGAGCGGGCGACAAGCAACUGAGCAUGGUGUUCCAAUUCGACAUAGUCGAUCUCGGCCAGGGACGCGAACACAAGUACCACUUCGAAGAGUGGAAGCUGCCGCAACUCAAGAGUAUCGUGGCUAAGUGGCAGCAAUUCAUCGAGGGCACCGACGGGUGGACAACUGUCUUUUGCGAGAACCACGACCAAGGCCGGUCCAUAUCACGCUACGCCUCGGACGCCGCCCACGAGCGCGCGCCGUCAGCCAAGCUGCUCUCGCUCAUGCUAUGCGCACUGACGGGCACGCUCUUCGUGUACCAGGGGCAGGAAAUCGGCAUGAUCAACGUGCCGGCCAGCUGGCCGAUCGAAUCGUACCGCGACAUCGAGUCGGUCAACUUCUACCGGGCCAUGGCCGCGCGGACGCACAACGACCCGGCCGAGCUCGCCUACAUCAUGCGCAGCCUGCAGGUCCUCGGCCGCGACAACGCCCGCCUGCCCAUGCAGUGGAGCGGCGAGGCGCACGCUGGGUUCACUGAUUGUGAGCGUGGGUCGUGGAUGCGCGUGCAUGAUUUGUAUCGGGAUAUCAAUGUGGAGAGACAGGUGAGAGAGGGGGAGGGUUCGGUGUUGGGGUUUUGGAAGAGGAUGAUCAGGUUUAGGAAGGAGCAUGCGGAUGUGUUGGUGCAUGGUGCGUUUGAGGGUUUUGAUAUGGAAAAUGGGCAGACGUUUGUGUUUGGGAAAAGGGUGGGAGAGAAAAGGGCGGCGGUGGUGUUAAACUUUACCGGCGAGGAGCAGACUGUUGAGUUGCCGGGAUACGAGGGAUUGGUGUUUACGGUUGGGAGCUACGAGGAUGCUGAGAAGCAAGAGCAGGGAGCCGAGGGAAGAGCCAGAAAGUUGCGUCCAUGGGAGGGCCGGCUGUACCUGGCAGGUUGCUAG